Molecule: messenger RNA, 3410 nt
Organism: Microbotryum saponariae
Lineage: Eukaryota; Fungi; Basidiomycota; Microbotryomycetes; Microbotryales; Microbotryaceae
Source: the annotation of a GenBank genome assembly
AUGCGCGUAAGAAACUCGUUGGCGCUCCUUGCCGCUGCCACGGCGAUCAUGCCCGCCGCGUUCGCGCAAAAGACUCGGGUCCCCGAUAGGUACAUCGUCGUGUACUCCGAAUCAUAUAAAGAAGGCAAGGUACGCAUAGCUCUCACUUAGCGCCUUCUCCAAGAAUGUGCUUUGCUCCAUGAGCGAUCUGCGCAAAACUGGCCUCCUAUCUUGCUUGGACCGACGCUUAUUCCGGUUUCUCUCCUAUCUCGCCUAGGCUUUACACGCUCGGGACCACCUUAGCAACCUCAGAGCGAGAUCGGGUUUGGAGUCACUUGAGGUCGUUCACGAAUACCACACGCCGGGAGUCUUGGUCGGCCACAGUGUCAAUGCCCCCGGUGUCACCAAGGAGCAGCUCGAGAAGAUGCCUGGAGUCGAGGUGAGACCUCCGUUCUUUAUCUGAUCGGUCGCCUGUUAGGUGAGGUGGGGUCUGACACAGAUUGGGGGGAAAAUGUUCACACAGGCCGUAUACCCAGUCUUUGACUACACUUUUGCGGCUGUCCAGCAACAAAAAGGCGAACCUCCUUCCCAGUCGUCCCAGCAGCACCACAAUCAUCGCGAAGUCAAGGCGAGAGGCACGGCGCCGCCACACCUCGAACUGCGCGACCAGCAGUUCUUGGGCCAGAAGAACAUGCCCAACACGACCGGCGGCUUCUCUCCCCAUCGUAUGACGAGCAUCGACAUUCUACACAAACGUGGGUUCUUUGGUCAAGGUGUCAAGUCGUGCUUCGUCGAAGGUCAUACCCAAUAUACUCACCCUUUACUCGGCAAGCGCGGCUGCUUUGGAUCCAAGAACUGCGCAAUUCAGUUUGGCGCCGAUCUCGUCGGCACGAACCCCGAUCACCCUCAACCAGGCCCCGACCCACAUGCAGACUGCGAUGUGAGAUCGACGCACAUCCUUGGUCAGAUGGUCGCACCAGAUAAUCGAUUCGACUUCGUCGGCGCCAUCCCUCAGGCCGAGAUUGGGUGGUACUCGAUCUUCCCCUGCGGCGGAGGAGGCGCGACGGGCGACAUCAUCAUCGGGGCUUUCCUCAAAGCUGCCCAUGAUGGAUGCAAGGUCAUCUCAAACUCGCUCAUCUCUAGCGUCGGGUGGAACGAUAACGAUCUGGGCCCCAUCACGCUCAACAAGUUGGCCGAGGAGAAAGGUGUAUUUGCCGUCAGCGCCUGGGGUGUGUCUCGCGACCAAGGCUUGUUCUACCCCGCUGGUCCGGCCACGGGUACGGAAGGAGUCGGUGCAGCCUACGUCGAUCUUAAUCAAUACCCUUUCGCCUACGCUUUGACGUUUGAAAGUGGCGAGGUAACCCUGCCAUACAUUUCCGUUUAUCCGAUCCCCUACGACGACACCUUCGAAGUCUACUUCCUAUCCACCUCAUCCACCGAUAGCGCCGCCACGGGAUGCGAUGAUCUACCCCACGACACGCCGGACUUGUCGAACCGUGCUGUGGUGGUCCAACGAGCGGGUUGUGGCUUUGAAACUCAGAUGGCGAAUGUGAGGAAGUUUGGCGCGCGUGUCCUGCUCGUCGUUAAUUACCCGGCUUCCGUUGGUUGGCCGGCACCGUACUUUGAUGGUAUCGCUCCUUCCGUACCUUUCCCCGUGGGCAUGAUUCAGAGUGAUGGAGCAAAGGUGAGUCUUGCUUCGCUUAAGACCGGUGCCAAUUUUUCUCCCAAGCACUUGUGUAACAACUGAGCUUUCUCAUCAACGCAGUUGCUCGAGUACUACCACAAGAACCCCAACGGGCUCAAACUCAACUUCAAGGACCGAACGCUCAUCCAUCCUGUGAACGCCGACACCGGAGGCAAGAUCAGUUUCUACUCUUCGUACGGGCCCGACAACUCGCUCACGAUCGGACCGACGUUCGGAGUGCCCGCGAACCAAAUCGCCGGUAUCAGGCCGAAUGGUUCGGUCGGGACCAUCGAUGCGACGAGUUCGCCUAUCACCAACGCGAUUGCUACUUUGGUGCUUGGGGCGAGGAAAGAUGACAACUUGAAGCCGGAUGAACUGCGCGCUCUGUUGGCGACGACGGCCAAGCCGAUCAGUAUUCAUCCGCGCGCCGAUGGCGAACCUCUCGAGACGACGACGUUGGCUGGAAGUGGUCAGCUUGAAUUUCUCUUUACUGUUUAAGGAAACGAUUACUGAUUGUGCCCUAUAUUUUGCUGUCGUUUCAGGUCUCGUCAAUGCGCUCAGAGCUGUCGAGGCUCAGACGCUCGUGACCCCCUUCUCCUUCAAGAUCAAUGAUACCGCCCACGUCCAAAAGGAGCAGCAGCUGACGCUCAAAAACAUGGGACACGCUUCCAUCACCUACACCUUCGACUCGACGGCCGCACAGACCAAGAUGACAUAUGACCGUGUAGGCCUUCUAUGAAACUUUUACGAGCUGAGCCAGCCUUUUCAAAGGUGCUGACAAACCCCCUUUCGCUUGCGCACUGCAGGGAGCCAAAGCAGACAUUGGCCCCUCUUCGCUCCCCACCGUACUCCAGGAAGCCGAAGCCAAAGUAUCGUUCGACAAGACGUCCAUCACCGUUGAGGCCGGACAAACCGCCACGGUCAAAGUCACCAUUACGCCUCCGCAACUCACCGCUCGCGAGAAGGACUACUUCCCCGUCUAUUCCGGGUUCAUCAACAUCCACGCUAGCAACAAGCAAGAGUUCCACGUCUCUUACUUUGGUCUUGCGGCUGACAUCAUCGACAUGCCGAUCAUUGAUGUUUCGACCUCGUUCGCUUCGGCGUUCAGGGGUGGAUUGCCCCAGGGACUCACGUACCCCUAUUUGCUUGAUAAUUCGCCCAACAGCGUCAAGGUGCCGACCCAACUUACGACCUUUGAUCGAUCGGUCGGGGUGGGGGUGUUCGUCAGGUUCGCGCAAGCGACUCGUCAUGUUACCGUUGAUGUCAUUGCGGGUAACUCGACUUUCCAAGGAAACCUUCCAAGCCACGGGGGGAGAAACCACCGUCGAGGCCUCUAUGCCGCAGAUGAAAACCACCUUGUCGCUCGUCGACUCGCUCGUCACGUCGGACCGCGAGCAGAUCCUAAUCAAAUGUACACCGAUGUUCAAGUACUCGGUAGGAUCUACGAGAAGAAGAACCAGGCUCGUGAUGGCAAGGGAUCGCCCGAUGCGUUGGUCGUGUUCCAAGGUUCGGUGCAUAAGGAUUUGUCGAUGGAUGGUCAGGCGUCCGAUUUGCCGGAUGGGGUGCCUUAUCGCGUACUUGUUCGGUGAGGCAUAGCCUUGUUGUUCGUUUCAAAUGGCUUGAGUGCUGACGCGGAUGGUGCAAUGGCUUCGCUUCGACCCACAGCGCGCUGAAGACGACGGCCGAUCGUUCGCUUGAGGCGAGUUGGGAAUCGUGGGUCAGCCCUCUGGUUCAAUUCAAGUCAUGA